CUCUUAUCCAACCUAGUCUUUCUCUCCGUCUCUCCAAAACCCUAGAUCCUGGUCCCUCCCUGCCUCUGUCUCGGGAAUUUUCAUUGUUUUUUGUUGUUUAAUUUUACAGACGCUUCAGCCACUCUCGGUGUCGGAAACCAUAAUACACACGCACUCUCUUUCUCUCUCUCCCCGAUAGAGCUGAAAGAGGAAGAUGGGUGAAGUCAAGGACAACGACUACGAAGAAGAGCUCGUCGACUUCGAAGAUGAUGACCCUAAGGCCCCCGACUCCGCCUCAGCUAGACCCGCAGCUGAUUCCGUCAAGAAGGGCUAUGUUGGGAUUCAUAGUUCGGGAUUUAGAGACUUCCUGUUGAAACCAGAGCUUCUUCGAGCCAUUGUGGAUUCGGGAUUUGAACAUCCAUCAGAAGGUAAUUACUACUGCCAUAUUCAUGAUUUGGGCCAGAAAACUGGUUUGAUAAACCUUUCCAUUAAAAGGACCUGGACAGUCAUUUAUACUUAACUGAGGAUUCGUCUGCUGCAAUUUUGUUUGGUUCUUCAAUAGUGCAACAUGAGUGCAUCCCUCAAGCUAUCCUAGGAAUGGAUGUCAUCUGUCAAGCAAAAUCUGGUAUGGGGAAAACUGCUGUCUUUGUCCUAUCAACUCUUCAGCAGAUUGAACCUGUUGCUGGUCAAGUGGCGGCUCUUGUUCUUUGCCACACAAGAGAACUAGCUUACCAGAUUUGUCAUGAAUUUGAGAGGUUCAGUACAUAUUUACCUGACAUCAGGGUUGCUGUCUUCUACGGUGGUGUCAAUAUCAAGAGUCACAAGGAUAUGCUAAAAAAUGAAUGUCCUCAUGUUGUUGUUGGAACACCUGGACGAAUAUUGGCUCUAGGAAGGGAUAAAGAUCUUGGAUUAAAGAAUGUGAGGCAUUUUGUUCUUGAUGAGUGUGAUAAAAUGCUAGAAUCACUUGACAUGAGGAGAGAUGUGCAGGAAAUCUUCAAGAUGACUCCUCAUGACAAGCAAGUGAUGAUGUUUUCAGCAACUCUAAGUAAAGAGAUCCGUCCUGUUUGCAAAAAAUUUAUGCAAGAGCCAAUGGAAAUUUAUGUUGAUGAUGAGACAAAAUUGACUCUUCAUGGUCUUGUACAGCACUACAUUUUAUUGAAAGAGGCAGAGAAAAACCGCAAAUUGAAUGAUCUUCUUGAUGCAUUGGACUUCAAUCAAGUUGUUAUUUUUGUCAAAAGUGUUCACAGAGCAGCUGAGCUGAACAAGUUACUUGAGGAGUGUAACUUCCCCUCUAUUUGCAUCCAUUCAGGAAUGGCUCAGGAGGAAAGGUUGAAACGUUACAAGAAUUUCAAGGAGGGGCAAUCAAGAAUUCUUGCGGCAACAGACUUAGUAGGAAGGGGGAUUGAUAUAGAGCGUGUUAACAUUGUUAUCAACUAUGAUAUGCCAGAUUCUGCUGAUACAUACCUGCACAGGGUGGGCAGGGCUGGCAGGUUUGGUACCAAGGGGCUUGCAAUCACAUUUGUCUCAUCUGCAGCUGACUCAGAUGUUCUUAAUCAGGUUCAGUCGAGGUUUGAGGUGGACAUAAAGGAGCUUCCCGAGCAAAUUGAUACUUCAACUUACAUGCCAUCAUGAGGGAUUGGUUUAUGGUGGGGAACAGACCUGUAUGCAAUAGUGUUGCCGAUGAUGGAUGUCAGCGGGCAGUUGUGUUAGUGACAGUACUGUUGUUUUUAAUGUAGAAUCUUGAGAUUAUUCGGCGAAGGAUUAGAAGAAUUAUUCUGAUAUUGUACUCCCGUGUUUUGACGCUUGUAAUUCUGGGCCUAGCUUUACUUGCUUAAAUAGGACUUUAUGCUAUCGGUACUAAAUAACUAAUUUUAUUAGAUGUUUACUUAAAUCUUAAACUAAUUUAUUAGAUGUUGGGUUUUUUUUGGUUGUUUUUGUU
Messenger RNA from Juglans regia (Persian walnut), 1918 nucleotides. RefSeq names its product DEAD-box ATP-dependent RNA helicase 15. Gene Ontology annotation, molecular function: ATP binding; RNA helicase activity; RNA binding. The transcript is spliced from 12 exons. NCBI's taxonomy places the organism in Eukaryota, Viridiplantae, Streptophyta, Magnoliopsida, Fagales, Juglandaceae. The record is from RefSeq and is a predicted model, not a curated record. Bases 577 to 1611 code for a protein of 344 amino acids.